Schizosaccharomyces octosporus yFS286 is the source of this 3417-nucleotide messenger RNA. RefSeq names its product Ino80 complex subunit Ies4. The record is from RefSeq and is a predicted model, not a curated record. Gene Ontology annotation, biological process: chromatin remodeling. The transcript has a single exon. Lineage: Eukaryota; Fungi; Ascomycota; Schizosaccharomycetes; Schizosaccharomycetales; Schizosaccharomycetaceae. Bases 784 to 1374 code for a protein of 196 amino acids. Gene Ontology annotation, cellular component: Ino80 complex.
CAUUUUUCUUUUAUAUCAAUUCAUAGAUUGUUGCAUAUACUCCUUCAUCAUACGUCGUAAAACAAAAAACAAUUCUUUCUAUCCUGUUGCUAUACAGGUUCUGCCUCUCAGUGUACAAGUCAGAACGUAAGAAUACAACAACUUCUGUUAAUUUUACACUACAUGGAGAUCUUUUUCCUUAAAUUUCGUAAUACAUAGAAGUGUUUGAUUCACUAUAUCCCGUAUUGGGAUGUAGGUGUUCGUUAUACGAAAUUUUAUGCGAGACGACACCUCGGAUGACCAGAGGAAGGCGGGAAUGCCAAGAUGACAACAAACAUGGGAGGACAUGAAUGUCCUACUACAUCUUGCAUAUAUUCCAAGACUUGACAAACCCAGUCAGUCAAGUUCUCUACACAUCCUCAUCAAAGAAGAAUUUUCAUUGCUUGGAAGGUUUGGAAAAAGUAAUUUAAAGAAAAAAAUAUUCAAGUAAGGAUUUAAGAAAUAUUUCCUUUCGUAAUACAGUUGAAACGGGAAAAGACUCUGGUUUUACUUUUUGCUAUUUUUUUCUUUUAUUUUUAGAUUUUGUGGAUCACUUUCUUUUGAGACCAACAAAAGUUACUUUUUUAUAUAAAGCAUAAAUAGCAAAAGUGUGAUACGUUGCUUUUAUUUGUUUUCAUAAUUAAAUAAGUGAGUAGUCCAUUUUUGCUUCCUUGCUUAUUUGGCUGGACAAUCUUACAAUACGAAAACAGAUAUAUUCAAAAACACAACUUUCCUCCGCUUCCCUUCGUCUAGUUUUUAGCAAUUAUGUCGGAAACACUGGUGUUACACUUCAGACUUCCUACGGAAAGGUUUCGAGAAAUAGUGGAUUCCGUGAAAGAGAAAGAUAGCUCCCAUAUUUCUUCGCCGACACAAGCGUCGAAAACUCAAGAGAAACUUACACAACUGAAAAAGCCCAGAGCUCCCUAUGGAAUGGGUCCCAGAGCUGUUAGGCGAAGAGAAAAGGCCGAGAAGGAACGUCAAGGCACUACAGUAGAAGAAUCAAAUGGUCCUUCCCGUCCUUCUUCUGGAAGCGUGACUCCUACACAAGCUGCUUCUCGUUCUGCUCCCAAGGCAAAUGCUAAUUUGAUUAAUGCGGGUUUGCGAGCUCUCGACAGGUCUGGUAAGCCUUGUCGAAAAUGGGAAAAGAAACCUAUUUCUAUUCGAAGUGUUUCCACUAUUGUCUGGAAGCUUCCAACUUGGUUAGGGACUUCAGACGUAGUUGAUUCUGAAACCCCCUCUCCUUCUCCUAUAUCUGUUGCUCAAGAUAAUCGUCAAGAGCAAAAUGAAUCGAUCCUUGCCAAUCCCGAAUCUAGCUCUACUGAAGUUACUUCUCCUACCGAAUCUAUGGCCAGCUAAACGCAGGGCUUCAUACCUUUUCGUUUAUCUCUAAUGGCUUUUUUUUUCACGGCUGGUCCGUGAUUUUUUUAUGUCUACUUGGUUUCCCUUGGAUUUCUGUCUUCAACCAUAUUAGCUUUUUUGUGUUCUUUAUAAUGAGUUUCUGUAUGACUUUUGUUCGCCGAGAAUAACGAGUGAGAGGAAUUUAUAUUUAUCCAUCAAAUAGUAGUUCCUCUUUAAUUGUUGAAAGAUUCUAGUUAUGUCUUGAAAGAGUGUCUCCAUAAAUGUUUUCUCUAUCUGCAAAAUAUUGUUAAUACGGUUGCUAAUCUAUAUACCUUACCUUGCAUGCUUAAUGCAGUUGGUGAAUAAUAACUUGUGUAUUGCUUCUUCUUGCUUUUACUUAUCUUUUGUUUGAUUUCUGUCGUUAAUUUGAAAGACUGGCCGGGUGGUUCAGUGUGAUAGAUUGAAUUUCUGCUUUUUGGAGAGUAUUAAAAGUAAAAAGAACGAAUGCUGAAAGGAAUUAUAUUAUACUAUCAAAAAAGUUCACUGUUGCCAUGAAACAGAAAUGAAAGACCCAUAAAUAUAGCAAAUAGUUCAGUAGAUUUGCUUUGAAUGAAUGGUGGUCAUAAAAUUAACAAACAUAAAUGAAGAACGGUGUUAUAAUCGAACGGAAGGCACGCUGCUGAAUAUUGCAGUGUUUGCAGCUACUAGCGCAGCGAUAAGCAAACCUGCGUAAACUGCCCUAAAUUGUAAAUGAAGAAGGAUCCUCCUGUUUUUUAUUUUUGAGUAAUGAAGUGGUUUGAUUUCAAAAUAUCCAAUGAACGCCAGAAAAGGAUCCAAGCAAAACCAAGAACAAAUGAGAUUAUAAAAUCCAAUAAAAAAGGGAAGCAAAGUCCAAAUCCGUAUUCUUCUAGAAUACUCCAAAAAGAUGCCACAAAAUCCAAGCCAAUAUGCAGCGAAGGUAGCGAUGUAUCCGAUGAGAAAUCUGAUGGCAUAGCUAGACGAAUGAAUGUUGUGCUUCAUAUGCCGUUCCAAAAAUCGAUUGUAUGCAGGUUUGAGUAUAAAAUGAAACAUAAACGAAUGAACAUCUGCAAAGAUGUGGGGAUCCUCGGACAGUUGAUACUUGGAGGCAUUCAGCAAUGGAUUCACCAAGUGCGAGGGAAGAGGGACUCGAAAAGGGGACUCUUUUGUCAAGUAUCUAUUUAUUAUUUUUUGUCGAAAUGCAGACAAAUGGUUCUGUGAGAUCAUUCCCAAGGAAGGAAGAAAAGGCUUCGGAUUUGGAUCAUUAGAUGGAUGAAUUUCUUUUAAAUAAGAUGCACGAUCCUUGUUUUGAAAGAGAGCAGCUGGGUCUAAAAUCUCCAUAUUUAGUAUGUCUUCUGUAAAUAAUGGACCAAAAUUAGGGAGAUAGUAGUCAUCCAAAAAGCCACAAGUAAUGUUCAAUUGAUUGGGUGUCCGGGCUCGAGAACCAUUAAGGCCAAGGGUAGAGCUACUUUGUGUAGCAAUAGAGUGCGAGUUUUCGACUUCUUUAUAAUAGAUUCUGGUAAGGAUGUCGAGCAAACUAAUAUCCAACCACAUAUCUAGAAAAUCAACUCCUCGCUCUUCAGUUUGGACAUAUAUAUAAAAGUUAUAGAUAUUUAAAGGAGAGCUGCAUUGCUUUGUCAACACAUCAUUUGCGUUUGGUAUACGACUGCUCAUUUCAUAGUACAAUGCUGACCGAGAAAAAAGCCCUCGAGCCUGAGCUUUAAUAUUGGAAAGCGAAUGGAAUAUCUUCUAUGAAUAAUUUAAAUUAAAUGAUAUAAUAGAAGUUUCUCUAACUUUUCUGCUCUUUCAAAAUGUACCAAGUGUUUUCGUAGUUAGCGUUUUGCUUAUCCCCCAAUUCAAAUACGGGACUGGGAUGAUAAAUUACUACAGCAGGAAAACUAAUCCAGGAAGCAUAUGAUUUUUCUAAUUCUUCUACUUUAUUAUUAUUUCCUUUUUCAAAAAGCAGUUCAAAAAUCUAUUAUUGUGUUCUUUCCGUAUCGUUCACUAUUAUGAUUGAAAUGGCAUUCAUAUUCAACUUACAUA